This is a messenger RNA of Girardinichthys multiradiatus, 1219 nucleotides long. RefSeq names its product lysophosphatidylserine lipase ABHD12-like. Gene Ontology annotation, biological process: phosphatidylserine catabolic process; monoacylglycerol catabolic process. Lineage: Eukaryota; Metazoa; Chordata; Actinopteri; Cyprinodontiformes; Goodeidae. The coding region runs from base 164 to 1138 and encodes 324 amino acids. Gene Ontology annotation, molecular function: phosphatidylcholine lysophospholipase A1 activity; monoacylglycerol lipase activity. The transcript has 12 exons. Gene Ontology annotation, cellular component: endoplasmic reticulum membrane. The record is from RefSeq and is a predicted model, not a curated record.
AGCAGCAGCAGAGCAGAGCUGAACAUUGACCUCCUUUUCCUGUAUUUCACAACACUGCUGUUGAGCUUUCUGCUGGUUCACCCAAACUGAAACAAGAAGCCAGGAGCAGACUUGAUCAGGACUCCUAAAAGGAUUGUGGAAAAUAAUUUUGUCUGUGGCUCAGAUGAAGAAAUUUCUGUCAUUUCUGCUGACUACUUAUGUUUCAGUUCCUGUUAUUCUCUACCUGUUCCCCUGGAUACUGAGCCAUGCCAUAUUUUCUCACCUGUUGAGGUUUCCAUACUUUGUGGAUCUCCGUAGACCUCAAGAUGUCCUGAACCACACUUGCAACUUCUACCUCAGCACAGAGGAGGGUGUCUCAGUGGGAGUGUGGCACACACUCCCUGUGAGCCAAUGGGAUGCAGCUGCUGGGAAAAAUCUUGACUGGUACCAUGAAACCCUGGGAGACGGGCGUCCUGUUAUUAUCUACCUCCAUGGAAACGUAGGGACCAGGGCGAUCAGUCAUAGAGUGGAGCUGGUGAAGAUUCUGAGUGCUGCAGGGUACCAUGUCUUGUCUUUAGACUACAGAGGAUUUGGAGAUUCCACUGGAGACCCCAGCGAGGCUGGUUUGACCAGCGACGCCCUCUACCUGUAUUACUGGGCAAAGACACGAAGCAGAGGGAGCAUGCUCUGUCUGUGGGGACACUCUCUGGGCUCUGGAGUGGCAACCAACGCUGCAGUAAGAAUACAGGAACAAGAAGGAUAUGCUGUCGAUGCUUUAAUCCUUGAAGCUCCAUACACAAGAAUUGGAGAAGCUGUAGCAAACCAUCCACUUGCCAAGAUGUACAUGUUCCUGCCAGGCUUUGAGAGCUUGCUCUGGAACAUACUGGAAAGGAUCAACAUAUCAUUUGCCAAUGAUAAAAAUGUAAAGACACUGAGCAGUCCACUUCUAAUCUUGCAUUCAGAGGAUGACAACGUUGUUCCGUUUCACAUGGGUCAGAAGCUGUACCAGAUAUCACUGCAAGCCCAGAGGGAAUCCAGCAGAAAUACUCGAAUCCAAAUGGUCUCCUACAGGGCAAACCUCAGACUGUCCCACAGCCACAUCUACUUGGACCCCAAUUUGUCAGAUGUGGUACGGAGAUUUCUACAAAACUUGACAUAAUAGGGGAAAUGUUAUUUCAUGAGCCAUUAGAAAGAUGUAAGUCUACAAAAAUAAAAUAAAAUAAAUCUCUUCAUCAAUUAA